This is a messenger RNA of Panicum hallii, 1896 nucleotides long. Its product is annotated as amino acid permease 3-like. The transcript has 3 exons. The record is from RefSeq and is a predicted model, not a curated record. Gene Ontology annotation, cellular component: plasma membrane. Lineage: Eukaryota; Viridiplantae; Streptophyta; Magnoliopsida; Poales; Poaceae. The coding region runs from base 145 to 1593 and encodes 482 amino acids.
GCCCCCUCCCCUCUCUUCUCCCACACAGCCUCUCUCGCCUCACCUCUCAGCCUCAUCACUCGCAAACGGUAGCAUCACCUGCCUGCUGCGCUCUUCCGAUACCCACUAGCCCAGAGAGGGCGGGAGUUCUCUUGGCCAGUGGCCAUGGCAGUGCACGACGGAGCGAACAACAAGCACGAGGUGGCGGUGGCGCCGAUGGAGGUGUCGGUGGAGGCCGGGAACUUCCAGGAGGCCGACCGGCUCGAUGACGACGGCCGCCCCCGCCGCACGGGCACGGUCUGGACGGCCAGCGCGCACAUCAUCACGGCCGUCAUCGGCUCCGGCGUGCUCUCUCUCGCCUGGGCCAUCGCGCAGCUCGGCUGGGUCGCCGGUCCCGCCGCCAUGCUGCUCUUCGCCUUCGUCACCUACUACACCGCCACGCUGCUCGCCGAGUGCUACCGCACCGGCGACCCCGACACGGGCAAGCGCAACUACACCUACAUGGACGCCGUGCGCUCCAACCUCGGCGGCGCCAAGGUGGUGUUUUGCGGCGUGAUACAGUACUCCAACCUCGUCGGCGUUGCCAUCGGGUACACCAUCGCGUCGUCCAUCAGCAUGAAGGCCAUCAGGAGAGCAGGAUGCUUCCACACCAAUGGCCACGGCGACCCCUGCAACAGCUCGAGCAUCCCGUACAUGAUCCUCUUCGGCGUUGUCCAGAUCCUCUUCUCGCAGAUACCGGACUUUGAUCAGAUUUGGUGGCUCUCCAUCGUCGCCGCCGUCAUGUCCUUCACCUACUCUUCCAUCGGGCUCGCCCUAGGAAUCGCCCAGACCAUUUCCAAUGGUGGAUUCAAGGGCAGCCUCACCGGCAUCAGCAUCGGAGCUGACGUCACCUCUACGCAGAAGAUCUGGCACAGCCUGCAGGCCUUCGGUGACAUAGCCUUCGCCUACUCCUUCUCCAACAUCCUCAUCGAAAUUCAAGACACCAUCAAGGCGCCGCCGCCGUCUGAGGCGAAGGUGAUGAAGAAAGCAACGAGCGUGAGCGUGGCAACAACCACCGUUUUCUACAUGCUGUGCGGGUGCAUGGGGUACGCCGCGUUCGGCGACGCGGCGCCGGAUAACCUCCUCACCGGGUUCGGCUUUUACGAGCCCUUCUGGCUGCUGGACGUCGCCAACGUCGCCAUCGUCGUGCACCUCGUUGGCGCCUACCAGGUCUUCUGCCAGCCCAUCUUCGCCUUCGUCGAGCGCCGCGCCAACGCCGCGUGGCCGGACAGCGCCUUCAUCUCCCGGGAGCUCCGCGUCGGCCCCUUCGCGCUCAGCGUGUUCCGGCUCACGUGGCGGUCGGCGUUCGUGUGCGUGACCACCGUCGUCGCCAUGCUCCUGCCCUUCUUCGGCAACGUGGUCGGGUUCCUCGGCGCCGUCUCCUUCUGGCCGCUCACCGUCUACUUCCCCGUCGAGAUGUACAUCAGGCAGCGCCGCGUGCCGCGGGGCAGCACCAAGUGGAUCUGCCUCCAGAUGCUCAGCGUCAGCUGCCUCAUCGUGUCCAUCGCCGCCGCCGCCGGUUCCAUCGCCGACGUGAUCGACGCCCUCAAGGUCUACCGGCCGUUCAGCGGUUAACGUGGUACAAGAACCUCAAGGAUCUAUGUAAAAUGGGAGGACGACCCUGAGCAACUACACCAAAUCACCAGACUAUUUUCGCAUACUAAGAGUGGCGAGGCGGACUGCCUUGUAUUCCUCCAGUACGUACGUGGUUCUAGUAGGCAGGAUCUUGUUCUACCUGCAACUAUGUCUUCCUAACUUUUUUUUAUUGUAGAUUAGGUAUAUUCCUCCCUACAUUAGCAGUAAGCUGCAAUACUUUUGGCCGCUUGUCAUGUAUGAAAGAGCCUCUGAGAUAUAUAUUUUUUUUCUGGGUGUCAGUCA